This is a messenger RNA of Clonostachys solani, 1017 nucleotides long. The record is from the annotation of a GenBank genome assembly. NCBI's taxonomy places the organism in Eukaryota, Fungi, Ascomycota, Sordariomycetes, Hypocreales, Bionectriaceae.
AUGUCGACCGAAAUCAGUGCCGAGCAAUUGGAUGAGAUAUAUGCCUUCGCCGUCCAACUCGGCAAGGAUGCUGGCAAGAUGCUCAUGGACGCCGCGGCGCUCCGCAUAAGCAGCGCCCCUGGCCAAGGCCAACAGGUGUACGAAGACAAGGAUAAUGCGGUGGAUAUUGUCACCAAAACCGAUACCGAUGUCGAGGCUUUCAUUCACAAUUCGAUAUCUAAGAAAUACCCCGACCACAAAUUCAUCGGUGAGGAGACAUACUCGGCUGGCUCCUCCAAAGACUAUCUCAUCACCCCGGACCACCCCACCUGGUGCGUCGACCCCCUUGACGGCACGGUCAACUACACUCACCUGUUUCCGAUGUUCUGCGUCUCCAUCGCCUUCAUUGUGUCUGGAAAACCCGUCAUUGGCGUCAUCUACGCCCCCUUCCUCAACCAGCUCUUCACCUCAUGCAAGGGCAAAGGCGCCUGGCUUAACGAGACGCAGAGUCUACCCUUGGUCAAAGCGGUGCCCAUUCCAGCCAAUGCCCCCAAGGGAUGUGUUUUCAGCUGUGAGUGGGGCAAGGAUAGACGGGAUCCAGACUCGGAGAAGGGGAAAGAGGGUAACUUGGGCCGUAAGGUUGAGAGUUUCGUGAAUAUGGCUGUAGAGAUUGGGGGACGAGGCGGGAAAGGUGGCAUGGUGCACGGGGUGAGAAGUUUGGGCAGUGCCACGCUCGAUCUAGCGUACAUAGCCGUGGGCGCCUUUGACAUAUGGUGGGAAGGUGGUUGCUGGGAAUGGGACGUGGCGGCCGGCAUUGCUCUCCUUGAAGAGGCUGGUGGUUUAGUCACAACGGCCAACCCACCCUCUGAUCCCGCAACAGCAGAGAUAACAGAUGUCAGAUUAGGGAGUAGACUGUAUCUGGCCAUAAGACCAGCUGGACCAUCCGCGACGGAAACGGGGCGACAAGGCCAAGAGAGAUUAGUGAGAGAAGUUUGGAAGCGUGUUCGUGAUCUAGACUACUCCCGUCCAGGAGCUUGA